Anopheles gambiae (African malaria mosquito) is the source of this 4279-nucleotide messenger RNA. RefSeq lists its product as uncharacterized. Gene Ontology annotation, cellular component: nucleus; cytoplasm. NCBI's taxonomy places the organism in Eukaryota, Metazoa, Arthropoda, Insecta, Diptera, Culicidae. The transcript has 6 exons. Bases 758 to 1357 code for a protein of 199 amino acids. The record is from RefSeq and is a predicted model, not a curated record. Gene Ontology annotation, molecular function: cAMP-dependent protein kinase inhibitor activity. Gene Ontology annotation, biological process: negative regulation of cAMP-dependent protein kinase activity.
GUGUGUUAGUGUGUCGCUCUAAUCGCUGCGCCUUACCUCCCGGACGGUUUGCGACGUCACGGUUUUGCCUUGCCCUUGCCCUGCGGUUUCCUGCCGUUCCUUGCACUGCGGUUCCCUCUGCCGAGAGUGAUUGCGCUUCGUGGCCUUCGUGUGGUGUGAACGUUGAAUUAGUUCUUUUAUUCCCCGCACAUUACAUUAGUGUCCCGGUUCUUUCUGAGUGCAGAAUAGUUUUCGAAGUGUUUGUGAUUUUUGUUCAUUCCCCUUUCCGGACAUAUUUUGCACAACGUCCUUCGCGCUUCGUAAAACCAAUUGCUAGCGAAGGAAACGGGGACCGGGUUGAAGCUGGUUGAACCAUUACCCGUAGCAGAAAAGUGUAAAAAUUGCAGAAAAAAAACUUGUAAUCGCUGCACAGUAUGGUGGCGAUAGGGGGAAAGAAAUAAGAGUUGAAUUCCCGGGCCCGGCCUGAUGUGUGGCCUGUUGGCUUUCGUCCUUCUCCACGUGCAGACUCCGUCAGUGUGGUCGUAGCGGCAGUAGCAGCAGUAGCGUAUGAGCGUACCGAAAUAGAGCCUAUUUUUGGAACACGGGGGCAGCUGGAAGCAACACGUUAACCUGUCGACAUUGGAUCCGGUCGAAUUGUGAAGUUUUGAACGGUGUUAAUCGUUGAAGAAACUGUGGUGAAAACACAGUACCGCGGUCCGAAGAAAGCGGUUUUUAGGCAGGCUUUGGUUGUGUUGUCUGGAACUUUGGUUCGCCAACUAUGAAAUCGACCGGUGUGCAACGAGUUACAGCGAGUGAUCACCCUAUGCCGCAGCAAGGCGUGCGUAGUCAUAGCUGGAGAGGUUCCGCCUCCAUCAACGACCGGAUAGCUAUGGACAAAUAUCAGGAGCGGCGGCCAUUAUCUCUACGUAAGACGCGCAGCCAACGUCUGCUGGACCAACCUGCGCUUCAUUCUGUCGCCAAAACUGCCAAACUGAUGCCACGGUUUACGCGCAUUCAAGUGUUAAGCAUCAUCAAAUUAGCGACCAUGGAUAAGCUGCGCGAGUCGGGCGCAGGGGAUGAUCCAACCACUCAGCAACGGUUGGCCACGGACGGCCAGGGUGGAACUGCGGCGGCGGCCGGCGGCGAAGGAACGUCCGACGAGUACCAUCAUCAGUUUUACAACACUGGCCGGAUAGGACGGCGGAACGCGCUGCCAGACAUACUGGGGACGCACUGUACCACGACCACGGCCGAUCUGUCCUCGCAACUCGGUUCCCUCUCUACCUCGGACUGUGCCGGUAAGGCGUCCGACGGGAGCAGUAGUUGCAUAGCAGCCGGAAACAAUGGUCAACCGCCACCGACGACAACCGCUACGUAAAGCCAGCCCACCUGCUGUUGCUGCUUGCUUGCGCCUGAGCUUGCCCGAGAGGAAUGAUGAUGGGGUGUGGGGUUCCCGCGCUCUCCCAGUCUAUGUCGCUGCACUAUGUUUGGGCAGACAAAACAAAGGAAAAUCCUGCCCACAACAGUGUGUGUGAGUGUCAGUGUUGUGGAAAACGUUCUGUGUGUCGUCUUCGAUACCGAAGUCAAAGUGUGGACCGUAGUGGCGUUUCCAACAGACCGACCAACACACCCGGAAACAGGAGAUGGAUGCGCGUGGAGGGUGUGAAAGGCGCGGAGAAGUGUGAAAGAGUGGGUUUCUGUUUAGGUAAUUUAUUUAUUUCCCUCUCAGCCUGAAAAACUCGAUUGCAGAUCGUUCCCGCAAUUGGAAGUCGGUCGAAGAGCGUAGGCAUAGUAAAAAAACACACACACAAACACGGAAAAGCGCAAGGCAAGAAGAAAUCCGACCCCAAAGAGCCAAAGAUAGUGGGAUGCGCUUCGAAACGGUGGUGGAAAGUGGAAACAAAAAGGGCGGAUAAGCGGAGAACAUUUUUAAGUAAGAUGCUAGUUAGAUGCUUUCGUAUGCGAAUGUGGCUCAGUUUUGUUUUUUGGUAGUUAGGACAAUGAACGUAACGAAGGUAUGGCAGCACACCUGUCGAUGCGAGUACAGCUUUGUUAAGGUAUCCCAUGAAUCCAGGAGCCCAUCCCAUGAAUGGUGAAUGAUGUCGUUGGGCCGAAACGAUAAGUUAUUAGUCGCCGAUCUCGCACCAGUAGUAGUGUUGCGCUACAACUCUCUAGCUGUAACGCUCGUUUGUCAAUGCUGUGGAUUGCAUAUUGCAACAAUGCAACAGUGCUUUGCAGCAGGGUGGAAUGAUACUGCUGCUAUUCUGUGUAAUCUACCAGUGUUUGAGGCCAGCGUUUUUAUUCUAACAAACGGGCAAUGUUAAUUACCAAAACUUUAGUGAUUUCGCUGACUUCAGAUGCAUUUUUAAACAUCUCUCGAAACGUUGGUUCCAAGUUCCUUCAUGGUGUCGAUUGUGUUGCGUUGCCCUUCAGGUAUUAUCGUAAGGUGGGGGCGGUUCACGAUCAUCGUCCUUCGAACUUUGUUUGCGAUCGUUCCCAUGUACUGUAGGUAUGGAGAGGUAUGGUGUUUAGCAGUCCAGUCACUGGUUGAUACUACCAAGAGAUCUUUGAAGUGAAUUAUCACUAGCUUUAGUAAACUACGUUUCGCACACACGUAUUACAGGGAGUUGAUCCUUUUUAAAUGGUAUCGCUAUAAUUUAUAAGAUCCGAUAAAGAUAACUUCGUUUAGCUUCUAGCACCACCUGACAAUGACAGCUCCUUGCAGCCUAGCAGCGAACUGCAGGGUUAUAGAUAGGUUGAAAACCCGUGAAUCAUCUACAAAGGCUCUUAGCACGCGUAAGGCGCCACAGAAGUAAUAUGUCCUAUCCCAUGUAUGACUUAUUCCUUCCCACGCACGCCACUCCCGCCCAUCGCACAUGUCUUUAAACGAUUUGUUCCUUACACCUGCUCUCACUAGGGUAAACAACGAAUUUUUGCUCCUUUUCUGUUCAUGUCCAAAGAUACAUUUUCACACGUUGCUUUUUCCACCUUGUCUGGGGAGAAACGCGUGGAAAUGGGGGAUGCGUGUAGUAAUGUGGUAAUCUUACGAAUUAUGUCCAUGUGAUAAAUUAGACGAACCAAGGAUGAAAAGGAAUACAAUAAGGAGAGCAAAUCAAUGGCAAUUAACUUCGUGCAGACGCGUUGCGAAUUAGUUUCUACUGUUGUGUGUGACUUUACUGCGUUUUGUUGUGCAAAUGCUCUCUUUCGCUCUGGUAAAGCUGCUGCCAGUUUUCCAUGACUAUCUUUUUGUUUUAUUUUUGUUUGUUUUUUGGUUGUUGUACUGAACGUUCGGGUUGUUUUACUUUAAUCGUGCACAAUGUUUUAGUUUUGCAGUAUGAAUGGACGGGACCCAGGAGUAUUCAAACGCUUUUUUGAAUGUUACAAAACACCACGAAUCUUACCAAGGUACGCUAAAGCGAUUUAAAACAGAAGCUUUUAAAAUGAACAUCACGUUAACAUAUGAGCAACAAUAGGGAGGAAGUUCGAGGAGACUCCUUAGCAGUGGAGCUGAAGUAUGAGAGGCAGAAGAGGGCAGAGUGAUAGAGGGGGAGAAGUGGAUGAUAAUAAAAGCAUGAUAAAGGGGAGAAGAGAACGCCCCCCCAUCUAGAUGUGUCAAUUGUCGAAAUACAAAAAUAAUAUAAGUUCAGUGCAAAAAAAAAAAAAAAAACGUUGACGUUGGUAAUGCACUUUAAAGGCUGAAAAAGCCUUUAAGUGGCAACUGGUAACAGUGACUUUGCAUUCGGAGCCCCCAAUAGCAGAAAUGAAAUUUACAAAACCAAGAGUUUAUACAACUAAAAUUAGGCACACUGUGAACAUUAGAAAUCGGAGAGCGGAGCGGAGGAAAAAAUGGAAGUACAGAGACGAACGGGGGAAAAAUAGUGAAACUGGAGUGUGGAAUUAUUUUUCUAAUGUUUUGAUUAAUUAAUCACUAGUUUCAGUACCGGUGAUGAUGUGUGUUGUGUUCUUUUUUUGUAGUCGCAUAUUUGUAAGCUUGCCUAGGAACGCAAGGGAAACAAUUAACACAAUUUCGAAGAAUCCUUUUUGUAUACACAUUCACGUAAAGUCACGCGUUUCAACCGACGCUAGAAAGUUGCAUACCACAACAAAAACGAGAAAAACAAAUAAAAAAGCUCCCCCCCCCCCCCUUUGACACCAUACCGAUCACACAUAGCAUUAGCAGCAAAAUGUAUAGGUUUUAAGAAUUGUAUUUAUGCUAAACCGGUAUAUAAUAUAUACACAUACACAUUACAAUGAAUGAAUGAAUAAAUGAAUGAUGGCGCAAAAAUUGAGCCAGUUUGCA